Messenger RNA from Pelagomonas calceolata, 1118 nucleotides. Lineage: Eukaryota; Pelagophyceae; Pelagomonadales; Pelagomonadaceae. The record is from the annotation of a GenBank genome assembly.
GCGAUGAAAAACACACCGCAGCGUGUUUGACGUCCCAGUGCAAGCAACAAGGCGAGCGAGCGCGUCGCGCACGCAUUUUCGCUGUGCACGCAAUCUGCAACCACGAGCGUGCAUCUCUGCUACGCACGAGGUCACAAGCAACACCGUCGCUCUCCAGGCUGCAGUGCUGCAAACCCAGCCGCAGCGCUAGCAAACGCUACAAACCAAGCCGCAGCAAUCAAACUAGCACCAUGCCGACCUCCAAGAAGAUGCUCGCCAAAGCGAGAGACAUCGAGAAGAAGCUCGCGGCGCUCGACGGCCCCGAGUGGGCCUCGGACUCAAGUGACGACGAGGCCGCCGCGCCCGCGAAGCCCCAGGCGGCCGCGCCCCCACAAAAACCAGGCAGGAAGCAACAAAAGCCCAAGUCAGAAGAGAGCCGCACCAUUUAUAUAGGACACGUCCCCCACGGUUUUUAUGAAAAAGAAAUGGAGGGCUUCUUCUCGCAGUUUGGUGUGGUCACUAACCUCAGAUUAUCUCGCUCAAAACGGACGGGCGCCUCGAAGGGUUAUGCGUUUAUUGAAUUUGGGGACGCGGAGACGGCCUCAAUAGCGGCAAAGACGAUGGACAAGUAUCUCAUGCACGGCAAGCAGCUCGUGGCCCACGUCGUGCCGCCCGAGACAGCGAAUAGACCGAAGCUGUUCAAGGGGUCGGACAAGCCCUUCCUGCCACGCAAGGGCGGCAAGGAGCAGCGCGAGCGGUCGGAGGGGCCCAAUCCGGCCUCCCUGAAGAAGCGCGAGCAGAAGAAGCGGCAAAGGUUAGCCGAGCAGUUCCCGGGCUAUGAUUAUCCCGGGUACACGAAUGGCGAGGCGCCUCCCGCCAAGAGGGGCGCCUUCCAGUCGCCGCCGGCGCCGGCGUCGCGGAAAGCUGCUCCAUCAAAGAAGGCCGACGCCGCGCCACCGAAGCAGGCGAAGCCGAAAGAUCGGGGACUAUUUCAGUCGCCACCGGCGCCGAAGGCGCGGAAGAAGGCGGCCAAGACGCCCCCGGUCGCGUCCCCGAAGACGACGCCGCGGUCGUCGCUCAAGGAAAAGCUCCUCGCGAAGCGGCGGCGCAAUAGUGGGAAGUAAAGAGGGUAUCUACGA